AUGGUUAGAAAGGUCAAGGGUAACUUUGAACGAUCAAUCAUCGUUGGCUCAAUAUCACAUUGGCUGGGGAAGAAGGCUGAUGGUCAUACUCAUACUCACAAGUGGUCUGCCUACAUCAGAGGCAUCAACAAUGAGGAGUUGCCCUUUAUCAAGAAGGUUGUCUUUCAUCUACAUGCAAGCUUCAAGAAUCCAAACAGAGCUGUAGAGUCACCACCGUUUGAGAUGAGCGAGACAGGCUGGGGAGAGUUUGAUCUUGGCGUUACACUAUACUUUGCAGACCCUGCAGAGAAGCCUUUAGACCUCUUUCAUCUUCUACGUCUUCAUCCUCCCGAUGGAAUCAAGACAAAGCAACCUGUCGUCUCAGAGACAUUGGAUGUCAUACUAUUCCGCGAUCCUACAGAGUCAUUCUAUCAAUUGAUAAAGCUACCAGAGAAGCCUCCCGAGCAAUCAAAUCAUGCUCUCAAACUUACUGAGCAGAAACUUACAUUACAGGAACAAACAGAGAUAAACAAACUAGUGGACAGUAGAACAAAGAUAAUAGGACAAGUACAAAAGUAUAGGGAUCAGGCAAAGAGUGAAGAUAACGAUGCACUACAGCUGUAUCAACAGGUGCAACAACUAGAGAGGAAGAAGUUAAUAUAUCAGAAGAAGAUGGAGAAGUACAAUCAGAUGAAACAACAACAGCAACAAAUUGUAGAUAUAGGUGGAAAUGGUGUUGUCAUGACAAAGGCAACAUCAACGACAACGACACCAAUGGACAUUACUCAUUCAAAUACAACAAUCAUCUAA
Messenger RNA from Acytostelium subglobosum LB1, 789 nucleotides. RefSeq lists its product as hypothetical. The transcript has 3 exons. The record is from RefSeq and is a predicted model, not a curated record. Lineage: Eukaryota; Evosea; Eumycetozoa; Acytosteliales; Acytosteliaceae. Bases 1 to 789 code for a protein of 262 amino acids. Gene Ontology annotation, biological process: regulation of DNA-templated transcription.